GCCCUUGUUUUGUUUGGACCGGGGGGGAGGUGAGGGAGCGCUUCCCUGAUCGCGGGCCUUGCCUCGCAGCGCGCCUGCGCCGGCGUCCUCCCGCCCGGCUCUGAUUGGCUAAGGGCUCGCGCAUGCUCCCGAGGCGCGCGGCGGGCCCCCGCCCUCCCCCCUCACCCCACUCCCUCAGAGGUUUUCGGAGCCGGUUCGAAAGAUGCCGGCGGCGGUGACUGGCUGUGGCGGACCCGCCCCCCCACCACCCUCCCGGGGUCCCCGCCCUCGCCGCCGCUGCCGCCAUUACGGAGCUCCCAGCGGUUGAUGCUUCACACUGAAACCAUUAGGAAAAAUCCUUGUGGUUAACAGCAGAGGCUUCAGAGUGUAACCUGUACUCGGGCCUAGAAAUUAUUUUAAAUGGCGACUGAUACGUCUCAAGGUGAACUCGUCCAUCCUAAGGCACUCCCACUUAUAGUAGGAGCUCAGCUGAUCCACGCGGACAAGUUAGGUGAGAAGGUAGAAGAUAACACCAUGCCGAUUCGUCGAGCUGUGAAUUCUACCCGGGAAACUCCUCCCAAGAGCAAGCUCGCUGAAGGAGUAGAAGAAAAGCCAGAACCAGAUGUAAGUUCAGAGGAAUCUAUCUCUACGGUAGAGGAACAAGAGAAUGAAACUCCACCUGCUACAUCUAGUGAGACAGAGCAGCCAAAGGGGCAACCUGAGAAUGAAGAGAAGGAAGAAAACAAGCCUUCUGAGGAAACCAAAAAGGAUGAGAAAGAUCAGUCUAAAGAAAAGGAGAAGAAAGUGAAAAAAACAAUACCUUCCUGGGCUACCCUUUCUGCCAGCCAGCUAGCCAGGGCCCAGAAACAAACACCGAUGGCUUCCUCCCCACGUCCCAAGAUGGAUGCAAUCCUUACUGAGGCCAUUAAGGCAUGCUUCCAGAAGAGUGGUGCCUCCGUGGUUGCUAUUCGAAAAUACAUCAUCCAUAAGUACCCUUCUUUGGAGCUGGAGAGAAGGGGCUACCUCCUUAAACAGGCACUGAAAAGAGAAUUAAAUAGAGGUGUUAUCAAACAGGUAAAAGGAAAAGGUGCUUCUGGGAGUUUUGUUGUGGUCCAGAAAUCGAGAAAACCACCUCAGAAAUCCAGAAACAGAAAGAACAGGAGCUCUGCAGUGGAUCCAGAACCACAAGUAAAACUGGAGGAUAUCCUCCCACUGGCCUUUACUCGCCUUUGUGAACCUAAAGAAGCUUCCUACAGUCUCAUCAGGAAAUAUGUGUCUCAGUAUUAUCCCAAACUUAGAGUGGACAUCAGGCCUCAGCUGUUGAAGAAUGCUCUGCAGAGAGCAGUAGAGAGGGGCCAGUUAGAACAAAUAACUGGCAAAGGUGCUUCUGGAACAUUCCAGCUGAAGAAAUCAGGGGAGAAACCCCUGCUUGGUGGAAGCCUGAUGGAAUAUGCAAUCUUGUCUGCCAUUGCUGCCAUGAAUGAGCCGAAGACCUGUUCCACCACCGCUCUGAAGAAGUAUGUCCUGGAGAACCACCCAGGGACCAAUUCUAACUAUCAAAUGCAUUUGUUGAAGAAAACCCUGCAGAGAUGUGAAAAGAAUGGGUGGAUGGAACAAAUCUCUGGUAAAGGAUUCAGUGGCACCUUCCAGCUCUGUUUUCCCUAUUAUCCUAGCCCAGGAGUUCUGUUUCCAAAGAAAGAGCCAGAUGAUUCUAAAGAUGAGGAUGAGGAUGAGGAUGAAGAUGACUCAUCAGAGGAAGACUCUGAAGAUGAAGAGCCACCACCGAAGAGAAGGUUGCAGAAGAAAACCCCAGCCAAGUCACCAGGGAAGGCUGCAGCCAUGAAGCAAAGAGGGUCCAAGCUGGCACCCAAAGUCCCAGCUGCGCAACGAGGGAAAGCGAGGCCCCUCCCCAAGAAAGCCCCUCCUAAAGCGAAAACUCCUGCCAAGAAAGCCAGACCCUCACCCUCAGUCAUCAAGAAACCUAGUGGUAGCUCUUCCAAGAAGCCUGCAGCCAGUGUGAGAAAGGAAGUGAAAUUGCCUGGCAAGGGCAAAUCUACCAUGAAGAAAUCAUUCAAAGCAAAAAAGUAAAUUUUAUAGGAAAAAAGGGUAUCAUGGUGGAAUUCAAAAUCUUAUUUUCUAAGGUCAGUGUGCAUUUGUUUUAGUUUUGAUGCUUUUAAAAUUACAUUUUUUUUUCCUCCCCUAUGAACAUUAUGGGGAGGGAAUAUAAAUAAACCAGUUUAGCCAUUUGUUAGCUUUAGGUGCUGUUCUUGGUGCCUGCCCCUCCCCUCUCCCAGUCAUUUUAAUUUCUGCCAUAAUUUUGGACUUUUCCUGAAUUGUAUAGUCUGUUCUUGUCCUUUUUUCUCCCUCCACCCUAGCCCUCUUUCUGUUUUAAUGGUCAGCUUUGGCUUUUUUUUUUUUCCUUCCAGUUUUAUCUAAACAGUUACAAAGAUUUUUAUGUUGGUUAGAAACCAUCAAGAAUGGGAUGAUGGUCAGGUGCUGGAUGUAAAAAGGAGGCAGUAUAGCACUGACUGAAUCUAAAGCCUCCUGCCUAGAGGCUUCACUUACAGCUGUAAUAACUAAUCUUAUUUAUAAAACCACUCGCUAACCCUCUCUCUCUCCAACUAUAAACACAGAGAUGUCUUAGCUUUGGGAACAGGCCAAAAGCACCCUGAUCUCAUUAGAUGCUGAGGAUCCAUGGCCCCUUUGGGCCGCUUUCCCAUCGCUGCAUCUCCAGGCAUUUCUCAGUGGCCCCGAGUGCCGCAUCCCACAGCAGCAAGCACAAGGCCUCUCCAGCACGUGGGUGCUAGCUGAGGGGAGAUACAGGAGCGCACUGAAGUUGUGAUCUCUGGUGUCACCUGUGUUACCAAAAAUUAAAACAAAGUCUUGAUCAGAUAGCUAAAUAUAUUUUUAAUAUUUGGAGCAUGGAUUGUCACUUCCUCUUUCCCUUUUUUAUAAGGAAAUGUUGGAGAGUUACACCAUUGCUAAUGUAGAAACGUGAAAUGAAAAACAUAAAAUUUGCUAAAAUAUUUCAAAUUUAUCUGUGGAUUUUUCCCCUCUUUUCUUUCCACAGCACUUUUGAUAACAAACAAGUGGCUUCCUUUUUUGAGUUAUUUAAAAAGAGAAAAGAAAAAAACAAAUGAAGCCUGACUACCUAACCCUUCCUUAUUUGUAUUUGUUUUAGUAUCGUGAAGUUGUGUUAAAUAGUAUUAGCUUCCUAAGAAAUAUUGAUUUCUGGUUAUCAUUUAUCCUCCCUGUGGCACUUGACAUUUUAAUUGUCUUAAAUUUUUUGGUGUAUGUCUUCUGGCCUGAGUGCUGCCAGAGGCAAAAUAUGUUUGUUUAAUCCAUUCCAUUUGCAUUGUCUCCUGGGAUCCCGUCUGCAGCCUGAGGUUUGGCUGAGAAUUGGACUUGAGAAGACUGGCUUGAGUUAGAUCCAGAAUCAUGUGUGAUCCCAUCAUGAGUUUAUUGGAAUUUGUGUUGCAUGUAAGGCAAUCUUUUCCUGUUGUAAAUCUUCCUUUUUUUAUGUACAUAUAUUUUGAAAAAUAUGAAUAAACAUGGAAUUUUAAAAGCU
Bubalus bubalis (water buffalo) is the source of this 3547-nucleotide messenger RNA. RefSeq names its product heterochromatin protein 1 binding protein 3 (gene HP1BP3). Bases 400 to 2067 code for a protein of 555 amino acids. The record is from RefSeq and is a predicted model, not a curated record. Gene Ontology annotation, molecular function: structural constituent of chromatin; nucleosome binding; DNA binding. Lineage: Eukaryota; Metazoa; Chordata; Mammalia; Artiodactyla; Bovidae. Gene Ontology annotation, cellular component: chromosome; nucleosome; nucleus. The transcript is spliced from 13 exons. Gene Ontology annotation, biological process: nucleosome assembly; heterochromatin organization.